Messenger RNA from Pleurotus ostreatus (oyster mushroom), 1263 nucleotides. RefSeq names its product Mitochondrial translocator assembly and maintenance protein 41 (gene TAM41). NCBI's taxonomy places the organism in Eukaryota, Fungi, Basidiomycota, Agaricomycetes, Agaricales, Pleurotaceae. Gene Ontology annotation, cellular component: mitochondrion. Gene Ontology annotation, biological process: CDP-diacylglycerol biosynthetic process; cardiolipin biosynthetic process. Gene Ontology annotation, molecular function: phosphatidate cytidylyltransferase activity. The transcript has 2 exons. The record is from RefSeq and is a predicted model, not a curated record. Bases 1 to 1263 code for a protein of 420 amino acids.
AUGCUAGCAACGAAGCGCCUACCUCUCAGAACCGUGGUCUCUACCGCAAGGCUCUUUGCCACCGAAUCAGUCUCGUCCUCAACAACCGACUCGCUGCCCCCACCGUCAUUCAACAAUCCUCCCAAAUCGCAGCCGACUCGCCUUUAUCCCCGACCGCGAUCAGCGGUGCUAGAUACCCAGAAGCCGUUACAGAGUCUUCCGUCGACCUUUGGCCGCAACCAGCUUCUGCCCGUUUCCUCCUCCACUAGAGCGUUGCUGGAGAGUAUUGUAGCUCAGUUUGAUGCACCAAUCAGGUAUGCCUUCGCUUAUGGCUCUGGGGUCUUCGAGCAGGAUGGAUACACGACAAAGGAGACUGGGGAGAAGCCGAUGCUCGAUUUCAUGUUUGCAGUAACCCAUGCAUCGCACUGGCAUUCAAUUAAUAUGCACCAGAAUCCAAGUCAUUACCCUUUGCAUGCGCGCACCUUCGGCUCGUCGUACGUCAGCAGGAUAGAGGAACUUGGACCGGGUGUAUGGUUCAAUGCAUAUGUGCCAAUGAACGGUGUCACGAUCAAAUACGGAGUCACAACGGUGGACAACCUAUGUUCCGAUUUGCUCAACUGGAACUCGCUAUACCUCGCUGGUCGGAUGCACAAACCCCUCCGAAUCAUCAAAGACGAUGCGCGUGUGCGGCUGACACAACAAGUCAACUUGACGUCCGCCGUUCGCACCGCGUUGCUCACGCUUCCUCCAUCCUUCCCUGAGAACGAGCUCUUCGAGCGCAUCACCUCAAUCUCGUACUUGGGUGACCCACGGAUGAUCCUUCCUGCCGAAAACCGCAACAAGGUCGCGAACAUCGUUUCCAGACAAGGGUCGCAAUUCAGGGAGCUGUAUUAUCGGCUAGUAGUCGGCCUACCUGGCGUGCGAUGGCGGGUAGGGGAGGGUGUGAUUGAGCAGGAAGACACAGCGAAGGCGCGGGCGGCCCAUUUGAGGAAGUUGCCUAGGAACUUACUCGAUCGAUUGAAGAGCAAAUAUGUUGGCUUGCCAGAAGAUGAGAGCACUUACUGGGUUCAGAUGGCUGAGGAUGAAAAGCUGCCUCAGACAUUGAUGCAAGGUAUGUACGCUACAUUUCAGAUGGCUUUCAAGCUGAUCUAUCGGACAGAAAUCAGUGGUAUCGUUCGGUAUCCCGCUACGAUCCAAUCUUUGAAGGGUCUUGCCACUGCUGGACUGGGCAAGAGUCUUCGAUACAGUGCUGCGAAGAUCAGCAAGUGGCGCAAGAGCUCAUAA